UUACUUCGUAAAUUGCGAUAGAUCAACAUAGACGUGUGACUCUUGUGCUCUCAACCAAACAAUAACAAUACCGAACUUUAAAAUUUUUUUUAACUCAUAUGUUUGUUAUUUGAUUUUACGUUAUAUUUUUUAACGGUUUUUCACAGUGCAUUUGUUGAAGUUUAUUAUCGACGAACAGUGUUUUUUUAUUGGAAAAUUAAAGAAAAACGAACAGUUUAUAUACAGAAAAAAAAUGGCACCAAAUCAGAAUUACAUUUUGACCGAUGCAAGUGGUGAGCCGGUCUCGAGAACCUACCAAUAUAGAAAAGUGAUGAAACCGAUGCUUGAACGCAAGCGUCGUGCCCGCAUCAAUCGAUGCCUGGAUGAACUCAAGGAACUUAUGACCAAUGCAUUGCAAACUGAGGGUGAAAAUGUUGCAAAAUUGGAAAAAGCCGAUAUUUUGGAGCUAACCGUUCGUCAUUUGCACACAUUGCGUCGCCAAAAUGUGUUGGGUGCACGUUCGGACAAUUCGUAUGCAGAGAAAUUCAAGGCCGGUUUCCGUCAUUGUGCCGCUGAAGUGUCAAGUUUUUUGAAUGUUGUUGACCAAGAGACAUCGGUACCGAUCAUCAAACACUUGAACAGUUGCAUGAAUCAUAUGGAACGCAAUGCUGCCAGUACAAAUCAAGGAGCAAUACACAUGCAUCAACAAUAUCCAGCCAGUCCAAUGCCACCACAACCACAACGGCCAGCUAUUCAAAUCCAAUCACCGAACCAAAUAAAUGCGCAUGCCGUAGCUGCCGCCGCCGCCGCCGCCGUCGCUGUGCACCACCACCGUCAAUCACCAUCGUCGACCUGGUCGUCAAAGGGACGAUCACCCGUACCGAUGAUGCCACAACCAAAGCACCAAAUGAUGUAUCCAGUUAAUCAUAUGUACUCAAAUCGAUCUCCAAACUCAACACCCGACUGUCACAUGGAAUCAUCCACACGCGUGAACACACCACCAAUUUCGCCGAAAAUUGAUAUUGACGACUCGUCUGUCUGGCGACCGUGGUAAAUGGACACCGCGUACACACGCGCCACACCACCGUGCAUUGACAAGCUGAAAUGUGAUUUGGUUCUUAUCUCAUAGAUGAAAUCUGACCAAAACAAUAGCAAUUCGCAAACAAAUGAUAGCCAUUGUGAUCGUAUAUUUUUUUUCUGACCAGAUACUUUUUUUUUUAUUAACAAAUCGGAAACAUUAUGUUUCAACAUGAAAAAGAAAACGAUAAGCAAGAACAGUAUACAAUAUACCAAAAAAAAAAUGAAUAGACAAAUCAGUAGAAUGGAUUUCGAGCCGCAAAUAAUCGUCGUGUCUUCCAAUUUCGACAACAAUUUUUUUUUCUUUUUUUUAUUAGCUUCACUUUUAGAGUUAUAUUUUUUUGUCCGUUUUUGCUUGCUCCACGCGAAAUAUUAUAUUUCAAAGUAAUACAACAAAAAGAACAACAAAUAGACAGAGAACAGUUAAUUGGUGUGAACUUUGUACGAAAUGCACUCGAUAGAUAAAUGCAUAGGAAAUAAUUAUCCAGUGAGAUUGGCCUUAGUUUAGCAUUUAAAACACUCUAUUUAGCACAUUAAGACCAAAUUUCUUUUCUUUUUCUUUGUUUCGUUUCGUUUGCUCAGUUUUUUUUCUUCAUUAAAACAUUUUAACUCUAAAGUUUUUUUUUCCUUUCUUUGGUUUUGAAACACUAUACUAUUUAAGUUGAUGUAAUGUUUUUUUCUUUACUCGAAUCAAUCUCAUUCAUUUUUAAACCGUUUUGCAUAUAAGUAACGCAUUUUUCAUUGUUAUAUUCUCUGUGAUAAAAAAAAAAGAAAAUAUUAGUUGAUAAUGACAAAAAGAGAAAAAGACAAUAAUAAAGUAUAAAUAGCAUUUUAAUGACAAUUUA
Molecule: messenger RNA, 1901 nt
Organism: Sitodiplosis mosellana (orange wheat blossom midge)
Lineage: Eukaryota; Metazoa; Arthropoda; Insecta; Diptera; Cecidomyiidae
Product: enhancer of split m7 protein-like
Exons: 2
Coding region: 233-1033 (266 amino acids)
Biological process (GO): regulation of transcription by RNA polymerase II; regulation of neurogenesis; anterior/posterior pattern specification
Cellular component (GO): nucleus
Molecular function (GO): protein dimerization activity; DNA-binding transcription factor activity, RNA polymerase II-specific; RNA polymerase II cis-regulatory region sequence-specific DNA binding
Source: RefSeq, a predicted model, not a curated record